This is a messenger RNA of Oncorhynchus nerka (sockeye salmon), 1082 nucleotides long. RefSeq names its product SOSS complex subunit C-like. The record is from RefSeq and is a predicted model, not a curated record. Gene Ontology annotation, cellular component: nucleus; nucleoplasm; SOSS complex. Gene Ontology annotation, biological process: DNA repair. Bases 233 to 544 code for a protein of 103 amino acids. NCBI's taxonomy places the organism in Eukaryota, Metazoa, Chordata, Actinopteri, Salmoniformes, Salmonidae. The transcript has 4 exons.
CACGCGUGUGUUUCUGCGGUGUUUGUUUCUGUAUCUAGCGAAGUAGUUUAGUUGGAGUUAAACAUACGAUUAUAUGUGAUAGUUGUGUAACUAUUUGAACGAUGGGUAAAAUCUGAAACAUCUGCUAUCCGUGGUCGAUUCGUCUGUCCCCAGUGUAGAUGUUAACUAACACUGUGAUAGCUGGCUCUAUUUAAUGCUUUAUAUUGUUUAGGCUGCAACCAGUCUUUCUGACAUGGCGUCGCCUGCACCGGGAGUCCAGAACAAGAACCGGGUGGCCAUUUUGGCUGACCUGGACAAGGAGAAGAGACGCUUGAUACAGAACUCAUCCAUGAAUAACCCUGCAGCCAGACCUGGCCUGAAUAAAGCCUUCAGAGACCACACUGAGCAGCAGCACAUCGUUGCCCAGCAGGAAGCAGCUCUGCAGCAUGCCCAUACACACUCUUCUGGUUUCUUCAUCACUCAAGACUCGUCCUUCGGGAACCUGAUCCUCCCCGUGCUGCCACAACCAGACCCACCUUCAGCAGCAGAACUACAGAACCUUUAAAAGAAAACAUGGCAGAAAGACCAACGGCUAGAAGUAGCAGUUGGCCACGGUGUGUUACAGAUCAGCUGUUUGGUGUUGUCGAAUCCACAUGUAGAAUCGUCGGGAAAUUACCUGAAAUUGGCUGUCGAUAUUCUGGUCAGAGGUGAUAUGAAAUUGGCUGUCGAUAUUCUGGUCAGAGGUGAUAUGAAAUUGGCUGUCGAUAUUCUGGUCAGAGGUGAUAUGAAAUUGGCCCCCGCUGCUUUUCAGAACAUUUAACCAUUAACUGUUUCUUCCCUUCCAGAGGGAAAAGCCCUCAUUCUGAUUGGCUGGGCCUGACUCCCCAGUCGGUGGGCCUAUGCCCUACCAGGUCCACCCAGAGGGAGGCCACUAGACCUUCCAGGAUAUGACAAAUGGACAUUUUUUGUUAACUUUAAAACUGAGGAGUAUUGUGGUCUGUAAUAAAGCCCUUUGAGGAAAAACUCAUUCUGAUUGGCUGGGCCUGACUCCCCAGUGGGUGGGCCUGACUCCCCAGUGGGUGGGCCUGACUCCCCAGUGGGUG